AUGGAACCCGUUAUAGGAGUUACUACUGCGAUAGAAACAAGCGUCGCAGACUGGCGUGAUACUGGACCUUUAGUUUAUCCUGCUGCCUUUGUAUACAUCUAUUCAGCUUUAUACUUUCUAACAUCACAUGGACAAAAUAUACGUUUAGCCCAGUAUGUGUUCGGUUUAAUCUAUCUGCUGCAAAUGUGGCUAGUCUUACGCCUUUAUGCCAAGAGUCGCAAAGUGCCUCCAUAUGUUUUGGUAAUAAGUGCCUUCACCUCUUAUCGCAUACAUUCUAUUUAUGUAUUGCGUCUCUUUAAUGAUCCGGUUGCCAUACUGUUCCUUUAUGCUGCUCUCAAUCUAUUUAUGGAUCGUCACUGGACCCUGGGUAGUAUAUGCUUCAGUUUGGGAGUGGGAUGUAAAAUGAAUAUUUUACUUUUUGCUCCUGCUCUUUUAUUGUUUUACUUGAUUAAUUUGGGUCUUGUAAAAACCAUUGCACAGUUAGCUGUUUGUGGCAUUUUGCAAUUGUUAUUGGGUCUGCCCUUCUUGCUGACCUAUCCCUGGCAGUAUAUUAAGGGUAGUUUUGAUUUGGGUCGUGUAUUUGAACAUAAAUGGACGGUUAACUAUAGAUUUUUGCCUAGGGAAUAUUUUGAAAAUAAAUAUUUCCAUUUAGCUCUUUUAGUUUUGCAUCUUUUGCUGUUGUUAGUAUUUGCCAGACCUACUAUAUUGUUCUUUAAGAAUUAUACCCGCCUUAGGCAAUUGCAAUGUCAGUUCCAGCCACAAUUGGACCAACAAAAUAAAAAAUUAAAAGAGAACAAAAAUAAAAAAGCCAAGAAACCCACUAAAAUUGAAACAAAAUCUGCAGACGAGCCGGAAGAGCAAUUAACUGCUGAACAGGAAGCUUUUCUACACAGUUUUGAGAAGGGUUUACAAAAGUCUACCGGUCUCAAGGCACCAAUUAAGCAGCAACAAACAGAAAAAUCUACACAAUUCCAAUCAGACCCCGAUAAAGUAUCAGUACAUUUCGAUCAAUGUACCCAAUUGGCUUUGUUGCCAUUUUUCCUGUGCAAUUUCAUAGGCGUGCUAUGUGCUCGUUCUCUACACUAUCAAUUCUAUGUUUGGUAUUUCCACUCAUUGCCCUAUUUGACUUGGUCUACCAACUACAGUUUGGGUUUACGUUAUCUUCUUUUGGGUCUUAUAGAAUUCUGUUGGAAUACCUAUCCCAGUACACAUUUCUCCAGUUUUGUUUUACAUUUAACACAUUUGAUUUUAUUAUUUGGUGUUGGUCGCAAUAUGUUCAAAACCCUAAGUCAAAGUACUGCCAUACGUAAACAGCAGGAUUUAAAUGAUGUUCAAAAGCAAACAGCUAAUGGUACUACAACGCAUGCUAAGUCUAAGAUUAAGAAACAUUGAAAUUAAUCAUUAUUAUAAUAUUAUUGUUAACAUUUAUCGAAAG
Lucilia sericata (common green bottle fly) is the source of this 1435-nucleotide messenger RNA. RefSeq names its product lethal(2)neighbour of tid protein (gene Alg3). The coding region runs from base 1 to 1392 and encodes 463 amino acids. The transcript is spliced from 2 exons. Gene Ontology annotation, cellular component: endoplasmic reticulum. Lineage: Eukaryota; Metazoa; Arthropoda; Insecta; Diptera; Calliphoridae. Gene Ontology annotation, molecular function: dol-P-Man:Man(5)GlcNAc(2)-PP-Dol alpha-1,3-mannosyltransferase activity. The record is from RefSeq and is a predicted model, not a curated record.